UGGUCCUUCAGUGCCACUGGCGCUCUGGAAGCUAUGCAUUUCAAGAAGACGGGGAAGCUGGUCUCGCUGAGCGAACAAAACCUUAUCGACUGCUCUGAGGAGCAGGGGAAUAUAGGAUGCCAGGGUGGAUAUAUGCACCGAGCUUUUGAGUAUGUGAAGAAACAAGGAGGAAUCAAUUCGGAGAAAACCUACCCCUAUGUUGGAAUGGAUAAUCAGACUUGUCGCUAUGAUCCUGAGGAAGCUGUCACCAGAUGUAGAGGAUUUGGUUUCAUCAUGAAGAAGGAUGAAGAUAGCCUUCAGCGGGCUGUGGCCAUGAUUGGUCCAGUUACUGUUGGAGUAGAUACUCGGAGUUCCAAGUUCCACUACUACAAGUCAGGUUCUGCCAAGUUAGGACCUGCUCGGGCACCUUGGUGACUACCGGGGCAAGUCGCUUGAGUCGUGUGAGAUGGGCGGCCAUAUAAAUG
Messenger RNA from Python bivittatus (Burmese python), 464 nucleotides. The record is from RefSeq and is a predicted model, not a curated record. Lineage: Eukaryota; Metazoa; Chordata; Lepidosauria; Squamata; Pythonidae.